Molecule: messenger RNA, 441 nt
Organism: Recurvomyces mirabilis
Lineage: Eukaryota; Fungi; Ascomycota; Dothideomycetes; Mycosphaerellales; Teratosphaeriaceae
Exons: 2
Coding region: 1-441 (146 amino acids)
Source: RefSeq, a predicted model, not a curated record
AUGGGUGACGUCGUGUGCGACGAUCUCCGACUGCUGGACUUCUUUGCCUUCCUCGAUCCGGAAGACAUUUCUCUGGAACUGCUGCGGCAUGCGGUGGACCCAUUGACGGCGAAGAAUGGGGUCGCAGAAAAGGACUGGGAAAGGUUCGUGUCACUGGAGAGGCCUUUGACAGACGUGCUCAAUGAGGCGCUAAAGGCGUUGUUGACGUACUCGCUGAUCCAGUGGAAGGAAGAGCAGGCGGGAUACUCAAUGCAUAAACUAGUGCAUGCCUGGGGCUUCGGUUGGCUGGAGGCUGAAGAGCAGAGACGGCACAGCCAGAGCAGCCUCGCCCUUUCGGAGGUGGUGAUACAGGAUGAUCAGCUGAAUCCGAUGAGAAAAAGCCGGAUCACGCCGCACAUUUCGUCCAGUGUGGCGCGGCUACGGGAGUGGCAUAAGGGAUGA